AUGAGCAACACAGAGAAGGCGUCACCGCCGUCAUCGGCGAAGUUGGAAGAGGCUCAGGGGCCUCGAGACAUUCAGACAGAGUAUAGUGAGGGAAUCAACGACCUCUCCGAUGAGCACCGCGAAUACCUCCUCCAGAGGCAUGGCACUCUGGACCUGGACCCUAUUCCAGACAUGAGCGAUGCAGAUCCCUACAACUGGUCACAGGAGAAGAAGGUCACGAAUUUGUUCUUGGUCGCGUUUCACGCCAUGAUGGCGACGUUCACGGCGGCGGCCAUCAUGGCCGCCUUUGUGAAUAUCGCCGAAGACCUUGCAAUCGAGGUCCAGUCCGCCAGCUAUCUCACAUCUUUGGUCAUUGCGAUCCUUGGUGGUGCUCCUCUCUUCUGGAGGCCCUUGUCUCAGCGCUACGGCCGGCGACCCAUUUUCAUGAUCUCGCUCAUCUGCAGUCUAGUCGGGAACAUUGGCUGCGCCAAUGCGCACUCAUACGCAACCAUGUGUCUGUGCCGUGCCAUCGUGGGCUUCUUUAUUUGCCCUGCUGCUGCCAUCGGGUCUGGCGUUGUGGUUGAGACAUUCUUCAAGGAUGAGAGAGCUCGUUAUAUGGGCAUAUGGACCAUCUUUGUGACGCUGGGUGUCCCGGUCGCUCCCUUCAUCUUUGGCUUUGUUGCACUGAGGGUUGGCUACCGGUGGAUUUACUACAUCCUCGCUAUUACUAACGCCGUCCAACUCAUCCUCUACUUCUUCUUCGGCCCAGAGUCUCGUUAUAUCCGCGGUAGUCAGGCACCCGAAGACGAAAGAAACAAGGCUGACUUCAAGAAGCAAUACAUGAGCUUCCGCCGAAUCGACAAGACCGCGAUGACCUGGUACGACUUCGUCGAGCCCCUGGCAUACGCUGCCCGGCCCUGCGUCUUGCUGCCCGCCGUCGCUUACGCCAUGGAGUUCCUGUGGACAAGCAUCAUGACCACCAUCGAGAUCCCGCAGCUGUUCCCCGAGCUCUUCGGCUUCAACACCCAGCAAAACGGCCUGCAGAUGAUAUCCGUCAUCGUCGGCACUAUCGUCGGCGAGCAGAUCGGUGGCCGUAUGUCUGACCUCUGGAUGUCCAUGCGGCGGCGGAAGUUGAACGGUAGAAGCCCCGAGCCUGAGUACCGGCUGUGGCUGAGUUACUUUGGCUUCGUGCUUUGCGUCAUCGGUGUUGUUGUCUUCUUGGUGCAGCUUUACAACGCUGGCCACACGUGGAACGUCACGCCGCUGAUCGGAGUGGGCAUUGCGGCAGCGGGUAACCAAGUCGUUACUACCGUGCUCGUGACCUACUCUGUGGAUUGUUAUCGACAGGACGCCGCGAGUGUCGGCGUUUUUAUAACGUUUGUACGUCAGAUAUGGGGCUUCAUCGGACCCUUCUGGUUCCCACAGAGUAUCGAGGAGGUUGGAUACAGAGAAACGGCAGGCAUUGCAGUUGCCACAUAUGAAUUAGCCACGCUUCUGGUCUUUGUGGUAUUUCUGGCAAACAUGACACCGAGAGUUUCCGCAUCACCAACGGCCAUCUAUGGCGACCUAAAGCAGAUGUUGUCGCCUGCUUCUGAGGUUGUACUCGCCAACGAUACGGACCGCACCAGCGCUCUCAAUAUCACACAGCGUUGGAAUGCCUUCGAGGCGCCUAAUUAUGUGGUAUACGCAAAGCCGGCGAGCAACCAAGACAUCGAGUACGCUGGUGAGCAAGGCGUUCCCUUCCUAGCGACAGGAGGCGGGAACGGAUACACCAACACGACAGGCGCCAUAAGAGGAGGCAUUGGAAUCGAUCUUGGUUUCUUCCGAGACAUUCACGUCAACGCGAUAGACAAUCGACUCACAGUUGGCGGAGGGGUCAUGUUUAAUGACAUCUUCGAACCGCUGCAUGCUGCGGGGAAGGAGAUUCAGACCGGCUCCUGCUCCUGCGUUGGGGUGCUUGGGGCCGCCCUUGGCGGUGGGAUCGGGCCGUACCAAGGAGUUCAUGGCCUGCUGCUCGACGAUUUGGAAUCGGCCACCAUCGUGACAGGCUCUGGAGAGAUCGUGAGUGCCUCUGAGGAUGAAAACUGCGAGUUGUUCUGGGGUUUCCGCGGGGCCGGCCAGAGUUUCGGCAUUGUGACAUCGGCGACAUUUCGGAUCCACGACCAAACCAACGGCGGCAUGGCACUGAACGGCGACUUUGUCUACCCGGCUUCCUCAAAAGAGGCCAUCUUCGACCUGGUCAAUUCCUUGGCGCAAGACCAGCCCGAUGAGCUCUCUGUAUUCGGCACCAUCAUGUUUGACAGGCAGACGCAGCAAACCGUGCCAAUGAUGUCGGCCAUCUACGUGGGGCCCGAGGAGAAAGGCAUGGAAUGUGUUCGACGCUUUACUGCCCUUAACCCGCUGCGUCAGAGCGUGGGAAUGUUACCGUGGAACAGACUGGUCAAGGACAACCGCUUCGGAGUCGGCGCGAUGGCUUGCGUGAAAGGCGGCAACCACUCGAUCCUCGGGUUGAACCUGUACAAAUUCGACGCCGCCACUUUUAUAGGCCUCGUGGAUAAGUUUGACAGCUUUUACGCCAAGAACCCGACUCUCGCUGCCUCGAUCCUCGUCCUCGAGCUAUUCCCCAACACCAUCACCAUGAGGGUACCGGAUGAGGCUACAGCCUAUCCGUACCGCGACGCGCUGGGAUACGUUUUCAUAUCCUUUGUUCUCCCUGACGCAAGUUCUGCGGCCGUAGCAGAGCAGUUUGAGCAGGCGACUCGCAAGGAGCUGGUGGCCACGGGCGGCAACAACGGUUCACUGGAGGUGUACGUCAACUAUGCCCAUGGUGAUGAGGGCCAGGUGGCCUGGUAUUCAGAGCGAAAACUUCCCAGACUGCGGGCCUUGAAGUCCAGGUGGGAUCCAAAGGAACUCUUCAACUGGACAAAUGGAAUUACCCAGAAGGGAUCCUAG
Messenger RNA from Diaporthe citri, 2931 nucleotides. RefSeq lists its product as uncharacterized. The transcript is spliced from 10 exons. Bases 1 to 2931 code for a protein of 976 amino acids. The record is from RefSeq and is a predicted model, not a curated record. Gene Ontology annotation, molecular function: transmembrane transporter activity; FAD binding; oxidoreductase activity. NCBI's taxonomy places the organism in Eukaryota, Fungi, Ascomycota, Sordariomycetes, Diaporthales, Diaporthaceae. Gene Ontology annotation, biological process: transmembrane transport.